Messenger RNA from Phoenix dactylifera (date palm), 2115 nucleotides. The record is from RefSeq and is a predicted model, not a curated record. Lineage: Eukaryota; Viridiplantae; Streptophyta; Magnoliopsida; Arecales; Arecaceae.
GCUGCUAUUUCAUAUCUGCAGUUUAACUCUCCUUUUCUCUCACCUUACUUCCCACUUCUCCCCUUCUCCUCCUCUCCUCCUAACCUAAGAAAACGAAACCCUAACCCUAACCCUAGCUCUGUCCUUUCUUUCUCCUCGUUCACGUCUCUUUGGAUCUCUUUCUGCGGCAAUGGGAGCUUUUGGCGAGGACAGUGGCGAUGGGGACUGAGGAGAUCUGCGGCAAUGGGGAAACCCGAAGACGAGCAGGCGUUAUCCACCGGUCCAUCGUCGUCGUCGGAGGCCACCGAGGGGAAUGCAGGCGAUGGCUGCCCCCGGUGCCGAUCCAUCGGCAAGAUCGUGCGGCCGCGCUGCGUUGCUGCGCUGUUUCUUGGUGUUGCCGUGCUGCUGUCGGCCGUGUUCUGGCUCCCCCCCUUCUUGAGGCAUAGUGGGGAUCUGAGAGAUCGGAAUCGGGACCCCUGGUUUAAAGCUGAUAUAGUAGCAAGUUUCAGACUGCAAAAGCCUGUUGCUCUGCUAGGCACCAAUAUCUCAAAACUUCAAUAUGAUAUCUAUGAAGAAAUUGGUGUUCUUAAUUCCUUGGUGGUUGUAAGUUCUCUGGAACCUUUAGCUGGAUCAAAUUGGACGACCGUAGUUUUUGCUAUUUGGCCUUAUCCAAAAAAUUCAACUAUGUCAUCUGCUGAGAUAAGCAUUCUCAGAGAGUCUUUUAUGUCCUUGGUUACACGGCAGUCAACUCUCCACUUGACCACAUCGUUGUUUGGGAACUCAUCCUUCUUUGAGGUGCUAAAGUUCCCUGGAGGGAUUACAAUUAUCCCUCCACAAAGUGCUUUUCUUCUGCAAAAAGUGCAACCAAUUUUUAAUUUCAGUUUGAACGUUGCAAUCUAUCAAGUACAAGACAGACUCAGUGAACUGAAGGACCAGAUGAAAUCAGGGUUGCUACUCAAUUCUUAUGAGAAUCUGUAUGUUAGGUUGACAAAUUCAGAGGGUUCAACAUUGUUUCCUCCAACAACUGUUCAGACCUCCAUUGUGUUUAAAGUUGGGAAUCACCAACCAUUAUUGCCAAGGUUGAAACAGUUGGCUAAGACCAUCAGCAAUUCUUCUGCAGGCAAUCUUGGUCUCAAUCACACUGUAUUUGGUAGAGUAAAACAGGUCCGACUUUCCUCUUAUCUUCAACAUUCUCUGAGUAGUGGAGGCAGUAGUUCGCCUAGUCCCUCACCUCAACCACCGCCAGACCAUCACAACCACCACCACCACCAUCACCACCACCACCACCACCACCACCAUCACCCAGACAUGCAUCUGGCACCUGCUCCUCCUCCUCGGCAGAGUUACCCAACUCCUCCUCCCUCUCAUUGCCGAUUUGGAUACUCAAACAGACCCAAGAGCAAACCUCAUCAUCCAGUUCCGACUUCUGCACCCGUGGCCUCUCCGCAGCAUUCUGCUGCACCUGAGUCUGCACCGCAGCAUUCUGCUGCACCUGAGUCUGCACCGCAGCAUUCUGCUGCACCUGAGUCUGCACCGCAGCAUUCUAUUAGUCCGCAUGCGCAUGAAGAUUCACCAGGUCCAGCUCCAAACAUGCAUCCAGCAUCACCGCUGCCUGCUGUUUAUUUUGCUCAUGUACGACCUCCAAGUGAGAAUGUAACAUAUGCCAAACCUCCUGACAGAGUUCCUUCAAUUUCACCUGUGCCAAAUACAUCUUCUGCUUCAGGCCAGUCUUGUGUCCGUUGGGUCCUUGCACUCCUGUUACAUUUGUUGAUGCGUUUAUAGCGGACAAACGAAUUAUUUUGCUUUCUAGAACUAAACCACUCCGGUUUUAAGAAGCGGGGUACACUGGUCUGUGAUGCUGCAUGGGAUUGUAACUUCGAUGUGGGUGCAACAAAACUGGUGGCACCUUCAUUCAGGUGGAAAUUUUAAUGUAUGUAUAUAUGGAUAUAAUGCAUCGGCAAAUGUAUUUUCCGGUCAAAGCCACAGAGGUGGCAGGCCCCUGUUUACAUAUAUCGCCUUGUUUCUUUGUACUAUUCUGCAGAAAAUCAAGUAAAAGAAAUGUAUUUUGCGCCUAAUAAGGUCAGGUGCUUGCUCCUGAAUGAGGAAGGGAAUUCUGUUCUUUUGGGACCGUUUUAA